Messenger RNA from Westerdykella ornata, 930 nucleotides. Its product is annotated as LexA/Signal peptidase. The coding region runs from base 144 to 704 and encodes 186 amino acids. Gene Ontology annotation, cellular component: membrane; mitochondrial inner membrane peptidase complex. Gene Ontology annotation, molecular function: serine-type endopeptidase activity. Lineage: Eukaryota; Fungi; Ascomycota; Dothideomycetes; Pleosporales; Sporormiaceae. The transcript is spliced from 2 exons. The record is from RefSeq and is a predicted model, not a curated record.
AUAUUCCCCCAUACCAUGCCGCCUCCUCGGAUCCCCCUUCUCGCGCGGCUGCGCAGCCAUGUCCGCUCACCCUUCAGACCGCCAUCCUUCUUCCGUGCCCCAACCUUUCCUCACCACCAAUCCCAGCUCUCCCCACUUGCUUCAUGCUCAAAUGUGCACAGAUUGGUCUCAUCGGCCACUUCUUCAUAAAAUAUUUUUACUGCAUCGCUUCGACCUCUGGCGUUUCAAUGUUGCCCACAUUACCACACCAUUAUGGCAGGGGCUUCCCUCCGCUGCUUCUCGUCUCCAUGCGACAUCGGUACGGCAGGGACGUUGCCGUGGGCGACAUUAUCGUCUUCGAGCACCCCAUGCAGCCGCGUCAGAGGGCAUGCAAGCGCAUCAUCGGUAUGCCUGGAGAUCUCGUCUGCGUAGUGACACCGGGGAAACGGGACGAGGAUGUGGGGAAAGAGGAGGACCCUUCGAAGGAAUUCACAACAUUCAGGGACGACAUGAUCCGAGUGCCCGAGGGACAUUGCUGGGUCGCCGGAGACAAUUUGGAUUGGAGCAGGGAUAGCCGACUUUUUGGGCCACUGCCGCUAGCGCUGGUAUAUGGGAAAGUUUUGGCCGUCAUCUUCCCUUUUCAAGACGCGAAGUGGUUUGGGUGGAGGAGCGCUUUGAGGGAUGUGGCUGGGUCGGGCGGGGAGCCACAGUGGGUUUCCCUAUGAUCUCUGGAACGAUAUCAGGAACGAUAUCAGGAAUGGACCCUCUUAGCCCGAUCGAGUGGACGCAGCCCUCUGUGCCGAUUUUGCAUUCACUGUAUUCGCACGAAGAGCGGUGUGGCAUGACUGUUUUACUGCUAUAAAGCAUAGCAUACUGUUUGGCGAUACUGACUGCUGGAGCCUAUUGAUGUACGUAUCCGUAGCUGUCUAGACUGUCGGUACGCUGAUUUGA